Messenger RNA from Moesziomyces antarcticus, 3384 nucleotides. Its product is annotated as propionate-CoA ligase. The record is from RefSeq and is a predicted model, not a curated record. The coding region runs from base 1 to 3384 and encodes 1127 amino acids. Gene Ontology annotation, molecular function: oxidoreductase activity. NCBI's taxonomy places the organism in Eukaryota, Fungi, Basidiomycota, Ustilaginomycetes, Ustilaginales, Ustilaginaceae. The transcript is spliced from 4 exons.
AUGGCACAGACACAUCCGCAGAUCCUCAUCCACCGACAGUCGAUCCACCACAAGGACGACUUCUGGCUGCGGGCGGCACGCGCCAUCCACUGGCACAAGCCGCCCACCGUCGCGCACGGCGUGUCGUCCAACCGCAAUGCGCCCUACCUCGAUCCUCAGGGCGCCACAUGGUUCCCGGACGCCCAGCUCAAUACGUGCUUCAACUGCGUCGAUCGACACGUCUACACCCAGGCCCACGCUUCGGCGGCCCCUGUCACCGCCUCGCCCGACACUCCGCACCUGGCGCUCGCCCCAACCGCACACCGCGUCGCUUUCCACCACGUCUCGCCGCUGUCGUUCCAGACGCAGAACGCACGCUCCAUCACGUACUACGAGCUGCUGCAGCAGGUUCAGAUCGUAGCGGGCAUUCUGCGCCACAAGGGCGUGCAAAAGGGCGAUGCGGUGGUCAUCUACAUGCCCAUGGUGCCCGAGACUUCGAUCGCCAUGUUGGCGUGCGCAAGGAUCGGCGCGGUGCACUCGGUCGUCUUUGGCGGUUUCGCUCCCAAGGAGCUCGCAAAGCGCAUCCAGGACUCCAAAUGCAAGAUGGUCAUCGCUGCCAGUUGUGGAUUGGAGCCCAAGGGGCCUGUGGAUUACAAGCCGCUGGUCGACGAAGCGCUGCGGGUAUCCGAGCACAAGCCGCAGUCCGGCCUGCUCUUCCUACGCAGGCACACCAUCAAGGGCCACACUCCUGCGACGUGUGCAUCCGAGGGUAAGCCCGGUCCCGCAGAUCUGCCAGAGUGGGACUGGGAGACCGAAAGCAAGCUCACGGCGGACAAGCAGGGCGGUCGAUCGCCGUGCUGGGAGUGUGUGCCCGUGGCGAGCGAGGAUCCCAUCUACACGAUUUACACGAGCGGAACCACGGGCGCGCCAAAGGGAGUCUGCAGACUGUCCGGGGGCCACAUCGUUGCACUUCGAUAUUCGAUCGAGCAUACGUUUGGCAUGACGCCCAGCGAUGUCAUGUUUUGUGCCUCGGAUCUGGGCUGGGUCGUGGGCCACUCGUACAUUCACUACGGACCGCUGCUGCUCGGUGCGACGUCGAUUGUGUUCGAGGGCAAGCCGGUGCUGCCGGACGCGGGUAUCUGGUGGCGCAUCUGCUCGCAGUACCGUGUGACGCAGAUGUUCUGUGCGCCCACGGCGCUGCGUGCGAUCGUGGGGCAGGAUGCAGAUGCCCAGCUCAUGCGCGCACCCGGUGUGGACCUGAGGAGUCUGCGCACGCUCUUCCUCGCGGGCGAGCGGUCCGAGCCCCAGAUCGUCGCGCGCUUCGAGCGGCUGCUCAAGGAGCUCGCCGCACCGGGCGCCCAGACCAACGACAACUUUUGGUCGAGCGAAUCCGGCUCACCCAUCACAGGCCUCAUGCUGUCGUCGGCGUUUGGACCCCUGCCUGCGCGACCGGGAAGCGCGGGUCUGCCAAUGCCCGGCAUGGACGUACGCAUCGUCGACGACGAUGGCCGCGAGCUGCCGCAUGGCAAGAUGGGCAAUCUCGUACUAGCGACGCCCCUGGGCCCGAGCUUCCUCGGUGGCCUGUGGAGAAAUCCGGAGCGCUUCCACAAGAGCUACUUUGCUACCUUUGCCGACAAGGGCGGCUGGUUCGAGACGGGCGAUCAGGGCGUCAUCGACCCCGAUGGCUACGUGAGCAUCCUCGCGCGCUCGGACGACAUCAUAAACGUCUCGGCCCACCGCCUCGGCACGGGCCUCAUCGAACAGGUCGUCACCUCGCACCCGGACGUCAUCGAGUGCGCCGUCGUGGGCGCGCCCGACAAACUCAAGGGCCAGUCGCCGUUUGCGAUCGUCGUGGCGCACGCCAGAGUGGCAGCGGCCAGUGGCGACCAGCCGCACAACUCGGCACAGAGCAAGUCGGCAAAACAGAUGCUCAAGAACAUCAACGACCACGUUCGCAAGGAGAUGGGCCCCAUCGCCCAGUUGUCGGGCCUCAUCGAGGCGCAGAAGCUGCCCAAGACGCGCUCGGGAAAAACGCUCCGAAGGAGUCUCAGGCAGGCAGUCGAAAAUGCAGCCGCCGGAAAGAGGAAUGCGCCUGUCGACUUUCCACCCACCAUCGAGGACAAGGACGUGAUCGAUACAGUGCGCAAGGCGAUCGAACAGUACUUUGACGCGCUCGACAGCCCCAACGCCUCCUCCACCUCGACCUCCACUGCAACACCUGCUGACUCGACUCGCGCCAUGUCACUACCCGCGGGCGUCAAGCCCACCAUGAAGGCGCUGCAGCUCGAGCGGCCCGCCGGAGAAGCCAAGAAGGGCCAGCGCAACGUGGCGCUCGUGCGCGAGGUCGCCACGCCCAAGCCCAAGUCCGACCAGGUGCUCGUCAAGAUCCACGCCGCCGGCUUCAACCGCAGGGACGAGUGGUCCAUGGUGGGCGCCUACCCGGGUCUCGUGUACACCAAUGCCACCAUGGGCUGCGAUGGCGCAGGCACCGUCGUUGCACCGCAGGGAUUCAGCGUGCCCAACCAGCACCCAGACGGCCUGGUAUUGCUGACUCCCACCCGUGGUUGGGAUUCGGACAAGGACGGACCGGAAGCCGAACUGCCCGGUCUCAGCGACGAACAAAGGUCCAACGGACUUGGCGGCAAGGGCUUCGGUAUCUUGGGUGCUACGGCGCCGACUAACGGCGUCGGCACUUUCGCGGAGUACGUCGCCGUCGAGAAGGACCAGAUCGUUGCGGCGCCCAAGCACCUUACCGCCGAACAGGCCGCCACACUCCCCUGCGCCUCAGUCACUGCCUACAGGGCGCUGUUCACCAAGGCGCAGGUGAGCAAGGGGCAGAACGUGCUUCUGACGGGCGUAGGUGGUGGCGUAGCGAUGCUGGCGCUCCAAAUGGCCGUUGCAGCUGGUGCCAACGUGUACGUCACGGGAGGCUCGGCGGACAAGAUCGCGCGUGCAGUGAAGCUCGGUGCCAAGGCCGGUACGGAGUACAAGGACACGAACUGGCCGGGCAAGAUCCGUAAGCUUCUGCCUCGCGCGCGGCCGUAUCUGGACUGCGUUAUCGACAGUGCCGGCGGGGAGAUCGCCGCACAGGCGCAGAAGGCUGGGCUGAAAGCGGGCGGCCGCGUGGUGAUCUUUGGCAUGACGGCGGCACCCAAGUUGACGUAUACGAUGAAGGAGGUGCUCAAGAACAUCGAGGUGCUCGGAAGCACCAUGGGCAGCGCCAAGGAGUUCGAACAGAGCAUCCGCUUUGUCGAGCAGCAUAGAAUCGUGCCCGUUGUGGAUACCGUGCUGGACGGGUUGGAACAGGCGGAUAGGGGAUUUGAGCUGCUCGCUCAGGCAGAUAAGAGGUCCGGUGGCAAGGUGGUCAUCCGUCUCGCGAGCGAACAGCCAAAGAGCAAGCUCUAG